AUAAUAGCAUCAGUGUCUCUCUUCACAGAAAGCAACACAGACCACUUACAAAAUGUUUAAGCUGGUGGUGUUGUCUUGCGUCUUGGCGGCGACGUCCGCAUCGGGCCUUUUCGGAGGAUAUGUGGCGCCCAUAGCGCCUCUGGCCUACGCUGCACCUUUUUGGCAACCUCAAAAUUACCGUGGACCUAUUUCUCUUGCUCCCGGUCAACCCGCUAACAUUAUUGCAGCUGACGGCAGACCUCUUGACACCCUGGACGUAAACUUGGACCGCUCUGCUCACUACACCGCUAAGGCUCUCAACAAUGGAUUCCACGUAUUGAAGAAGCGCUCUGCAGCUAUUAUCGCACCUUUUGCUGCCCCUCUCGUGUCUCCUUUUGCAUACUCUGCACCUCUUCUCCAACCUUACAACUAUCGUGGACCACUGUCCCUUGCUCCAGGGCAGCCUGCUAACAUCUUAGCUGCUGACGGCAGGCCUCUUGAUACUUUGGAUGUUAACCUGGACCGCUCUGCACAUUUCACUGCCAAGGCCCUCAACGGUGGCAUACAUCUACUCAAGAAACGCUCUGUUGCAUUCGCUCCCAUAAGUACGGUCGCCGUUGCCAGAACGCCACUGAUCGCCCACACUUACGGAUACUCGGCACCCAUAACUACUGCACAUUUUGGCCAUCCCUUCGCCUAUGCUGCCGCACCCAUCGCUCACGUGCUAUAAAAUCCGCCAUAUUUUAAUAUGUAAAUAGUUAUACAAAU
Nymphalis io (European peacock) is the source of this 747-nucleotide messenger RNA. Its product is annotated as pupal cuticle protein C1B-like. The record is from RefSeq and is a predicted model, not a curated record. The coding region runs from base 53 to 709 and encodes 218 amino acids. Lineage: Eukaryota; Metazoa; Arthropoda; Insecta; Lepidoptera; Nymphalidae. The transcript has a single exon.